GAAGCUGCUGGCUGGUGCCGGCGGCAAGGGCUGCAGCUCUCGCUUCCAGCUGGUCGUCGCUCUGCGCGACUUCGCGCAUGAGGCGCCAGGGGGCGUCGGGCGCUUCAUCGGCAGCGCUCCGCCAGUGCAGCGCGUGCGCCUCGAGAGAGUUCGCGAGGUGUUGCCGCUGCCAAUUCCCGACGCCCCCGGCUUCCUGGCGCGCCGCGCCGAGUGGCUGGACCGAGGGGGGGUGGGCGCGGCCGGCCUGGGCGCGGCCGUGGCAGAGGGUUGGGCGGUCAUGGUCGCGCACGCGCAGAACUACCAGUGCGCGGGCCACGGCAAGGGGGGCCCAGUGCCGAGAGGGCCGCUGGCCGCGUCGCAGAAGAGCUCGACGCGCGCGAUCAGGGAAGCCGCUACCUACUUCGCGCGGGGCUCGGCUCAGGAGAUCGAGGCCCCCGACUGGACCGAGGUAGUUGCCGCGAGGGACGUCGCUUACGGCGGCGAGGAGGUGUCGCGCGCGCUGGGCGGCGCGCUGCCGGGGCUGCCAGCGCGCGGCGUCGCCGCCUCAGUUCGCGCGCUGGAAGUCGCGGACGAGCGCGCCCUGCUAGCGAAGGUCGGAAACCAGAAGGUUCUCGCGGGCGCCUGCGGCGCGGCCGAGAGCGGGGCGUCGACGCCCGGCCACUCAGUGGCCCAGCGGCCCAUCAUCAACAUGGCGCCCGCGAACUGCUACCAGAGGACGAUGAGGGGCGACGUCGGGGCGAUGAGUGCUUCGCCGUCUUGGGUCGCCAUCCCCCUUCCGGAGGGCCACGUCCUGCUCAGGUCGCCCCAUGUUCCGGCGCCAUUUGUUUGGUUUUGCUACGAGGUGCCCGAGGCCCGGCAGCCCUACACGACGCUCACCGAGGCCAUCCCGAACGAGCUCAUCGGCAUUAGCGGCCCAGGGCGAACACACAUUGCGCUGCACGUCAUCCCGAUGGGUUGGGUCAACGCUGUCACGCAAUUCCAGCACUGCCACCGGCAGCUGGGGCUUGGGCUGAAGCCGCUUGCUGCGGGCUUCCCGCCGGAGGCGGAGUGGCGGAAGGACCGGCCGCUGCCGCUCAAGUCGAAGCAGCUGGAGCAGGCCUGGGUCCAGUACUACCUCGAUGACUGGGACCACGGUGAGAUCGUCCCAAACAGCCUCGCGAACGACCUCGCGGGGUCCGCGAGCGCGGCGCAGGCUGAGCAGCGCGAGGCCUACGCGCGAAGCGGCAUCGCCGUCGCCCAGGACAAGGCGAAGCACCGGGAGCUGAUCCUCGCGCGGAUGGGCGCCGGCGUCGACGGCGUCACGGGCCGCGUGGGGGUCGCGACCGAGAAGCUGCACCUCCUGCUCGCGCUCACCAUGUGGGCCAUGGGCCAGCCGGAGGUCACUGUCAAAGCGAUGCUCGUGGUUCUGGGCAGGUGCGUGCGCGGAGCAAAGUCUCAACGUCUUUUCAUGGGCUUCUUGAGUGACUGCUGGGCAGUUGGCCAGUGGGCUUGCCCGCGCGCGGUCCCGGCGCACGUGCGCGCCGAGCCGCUGCUGUUCUGCAUGGCCCUCGCCCUGGCGUGCACCGACCUGCGGGCCAAGAACGACGCGCGCGUGGUCGCCGCCGACGCGAGCGAGCAGGCCGGGGGGAUCUGCUACUCCGCUGGCCUCGUCGAGCGCGGCUUGCUGGUCCGGCGCCGCUGGCCGGGCGUGAUCGAGCUCGACAACGUCGACGCCAUUGGCUGCGAACGCUUCGGCAGGAUCCUCGAGGGUUUCAGGCGCGACGCCGACUGGGACCUGUCCUCGCUGAAAGUGAUUGGCAAGGGCCUCGAGGGCGAGAGGCCGAAGCUGUGCGGGGAGAUCACCGAGCUCAUCGAGACUGCCGAUCGGGCGUUCGUCAGGCGGGCUGGCUGGUUCGUCGAGAACGUCUUCAGCAUGGGCGUGGAGUCGAGGGGCCAGUUCGCAGAGGCGCUGGGGGUCAUCCCGCUGCUGCUGGGCGCGGAGCAUUUCACGCACGCGCAGCGGCCGCGUCUCUUCUGGCGCCCCUGGCCCGCCGCUGAGGACCCGCCGCCCGGCGCGGUGGUCGCCGAGAAGGGCGAGGGUCUCAGCCGCUACCUGAAGGUGGAGCGGCGCUGGCAGCUGCUGGGCCCAGAGGUGGACUUGCCCUGCUUCGCCCGGCCUAUAACGCGGCGCCGUCCGCCACCGCGCCUGGCGGGGCUGGAGCGGGCAACAGCUGCAGCGCAGGGGCGGGCGAGGCCCUCCUGCGGGACCGAGCCCGGUCGCAAGGUAUCUAGGCUGCCCGUUGCCGAGGAGCGCGGCGUUCUCACGGGGCUCGACCGCCGCCGCUAUUUCGAGGCUGCAGUCAGGGACAGCGUUGCGCCUGAAGCACGGGCUAUCAUUAUGGGAGGUCUCAUCGGCAAUGCCUACUGCGUCCAGUGCGUUACGUUUCUUCUUUGCUUUUGGCUGGCCCAAGUCGGGGCCCUCGCCGCGGCGCCGCCGGGAGAGCUAUGCGUGCGCGCCGGCGAGCGAGAGGCCAAUUUGAACAUCGACGCAGACUUCAAACGGCCGGGCCUCCGGCAUCCCACGGCGGAGCGGAGCCUCAUCAUCGAGUUCUUGCGCGUCGCCGACCGCGGUGACGCGGGCGUCAGGCUGGACUGCAACGCCCCGUACAGGGCGCGCGCCUGGCCGAGAGUUUCCGCGGCAGGAGCGAGGUGGGGGUGCCGCGACGUCGCCGUGCACCGCUGCCUCUACCUGCACCUGCUGGAUGCCCAAGCGGUCGCAGUCGCCUGCUCCAAGUGCAGGUCGAGCGCGAGGCGGCUUUAG
Molecule: messenger RNA, 2800 nt
Organism: Prorocentrum cordatum
Lineage: Eukaryota; Dinophyceae; Prorocentrales; Prorocentraceae
Source: the annotation of a GenBank genome assembly